Pyricularia grisea is the source of this 471-nucleotide messenger RNA. RefSeq lists its product as uncharacterized. The transcript has 3 exons. The coding region runs from base 1 to 471 and encodes 156 amino acids. The record is from RefSeq and is a predicted model, not a curated record. Lineage: Eukaryota; Fungi; Ascomycota; Sordariomycetes; Magnaporthales; Pyriculariaceae.
AUGGAGGGGAAGGAGGAAGGAAGGGAGAAGGAGCUGGAAAACAGUGUACGCGAGAUACAUGAGAACUAUCAACUUCUCCGCAUUUUGUUGGAGCAGAUUCAGGUCUUGGGUAAUACAUCCGUGAACGACAGUAACGAGGCACCAUUGGUCAAGCUUGUCCAAAAAUGCAUCGAUACCAAUGGUGAGCCUCAAAAGACUAUCAUUGGCAACCAGGUGCCAAAGCACAGCGCCCGAUCUCUGAGGGCUUGUUUGGCUAUGCUCAAAAGACGGACGCCCGCGUGUGAUCCCGUACCGACGAGCGAAUUGCGUUGGCCCGCAACCCGAGUUCAUGCAGUAAUGCAUCCUGUUCCUGGACAACGGCUUGGGCUGUUGCCUAGUAUGAAGGACAUCUGUGGCAUGCAGAGUAUUCUCCGCAGUAGUCAUGGGUUCCGAAAUCGACUGCCUUGCAGCAGAAUGUGCAGCAGUGGUUGA